AGGGCUGGAUAGAAGAAGUCGAGAGUUGCUAAGGAAGUGCCGGCCAUGUAGAAUCAAAAUAAAGAGGCUACAGAAGAAUUUGCUUGACUGCUAUAGAAGACUAGGACAACCUACAGCUCUUUAUAUUAACCAGACAGAUGAAAUUCAGAGUCUGACAGUGCAACAGGCUCCAACAUUUGUAAACAUUGUUUCUGAUGAGACCUGGUUGGAGCAGUGCACAUUACCUCGGACUGAAGUGAAUUUAGGGGCUUCAUCUUCUUUUGUAGCUGCAUGCUCAAACCCUUGGGCAUCUACUUCAAGUCAGUUACCUAGAAAUACACUUUUUCAAGAUGGAGGAACUCUUAGACAACCAGAAAAUUGUUUACAGUAUGCAGGUUCUCAUAGAUAUGCUUUUACAUAUGGAGACAGGUUUCCUCAUGGUAGAGAAGAAAGUGAACAGCAGGCUGUUUAUCAGGUCUCUGAUAACUCUUUAUCUCAUCAACCUAAAGGAAGAUGGAAUCAAGACCUUCGAUUUCUAUAUCAGGAUACUGAUAGCAUAGCCAGAGUACAUGGAUCUCAUUCCCAUCAAAAGAAUUUACAAGAAAUAAAACCAGCAAAAAUGAAUUCUGUUCUACAAGACGUAUGUGAUGUUCAGACUAAAAGUAAAGAAAUGCCCAAGGCUUUAAGUGAUGAGUGGUGUAAUUCAAAUUCUGAAGUACAGGUAGUGAAAAUAUUUAAAAAUAAUGAAUCUAAAUUUAGCACUGACUCAAGAUUCCGAAGUACUAAUGUUCAUCCAGUUACCCAAACUGGAGUUAUGCAAACUGUUAGUUCAGGUGUUGUGUCCGUGCCUAAUAUAUUUGAAAAUAGUGAGGAUACUUUAUCUUUCAAUAGUGCAAGUGUUGGUAUUUCUAGAACUAAUACACCUAUUGAAAUAAUUGAUCUCUCAAGUGAUGAUGAUGAAUCUGGUAAGAGUAGAAGGCAGAAUGAAGCAGAUAAUGCACCCCAACAACUGAAUGGUUUAAAUUGUUACCCUCAUUCAGGUGCAAAAAUACCAUUUUCUUCCAAACAUUCCCUGCCAAAAAAUGGGAAUAGCCAUUGGUCGUCAAAACAAGAGUCCCACUUUGGAGCAGGACACCUAGGGGACUUGGCGAUCAAUGGCCAGCCUCCAAAUGUCCCGCCCAACUUAUCUGUUUCUCCCGUCCCAGAUAGUGCGUUCCUACCUUUAACUGCUCCACCUGCAAUUCCUGAUGAGUCAGGAAAGAAGCCCAGCAGCCGCAAACGGAAGCAUGAAAGCCUUACUGUUAAAGACAGAAAAAUCUUGAUAUUAGAUAAUUCUCAGAAAUAUGCCAAUUCAUGCCCAAACUCUAAAACAGAAUAUGAGAAAGUAAGGAAAGAAAAUCAAGGGGUCCAACAAAGCUCCCUAUUUAGAAUGUGCACACGAGAAGGCUUUCAUGAUAUUCACGGAGAAGCAGCAAUAGUUCCAGAGGUCUUGGAUGGAGAGUACAUCUUCAGACAUGAAAACUCAGUAGAUCAGGGAUCACAUGGAUUAAUAAUUGAUGAUGAAAUAAGCUUUAAACCCCCACUCCAUGUUGAUGAGGAUAUUUCAUUUAACAUUACUGAAAAACCUUUGGAUACUGAAGAAAGUGCCAGAUGGCAAAAAAGUAAUGUGGAGUUGGAAUGUGUCUCUAAAGGAAUUUUUGUAUCAAAGGAAGCUAAUAUGAAUUCUCAGGACAAGCAUGUACGGAGUGUAGAAACUCCUGUUGUUGGCUUUAUUAGUAAUAUUGUUAACACUGUUAACAAGGGUGUUGAAUUCUUUAAAGCUUUGGUUGGUAGCAGUAUGAAUGACAAAAUUUUAAAUGCUGAAGAUAAACAGGCAAAAUUAAAGUGUGAAAAUAUGUCCUCAAUGAAAGAUACACUAAAGGAAACACCUGAUGAAUGUGAGAGUAAUAUGACUGAGAAUGGAUGUAGAAAGAAAAUUGCAAGUGGAAGAAAAAAAUGUAGGGAAAUGGAUAAACUUCUUAAGGAUGAAUGUAGGGAACUCCAGCAAAGAGGGCUAGGAGAGCUAAGACAUCUAAAUAUUUCAGAAGCUAGAUUAACAAGGAGAUCUGUGGAAAGAUAUAUUCCAAAUAAAACAAAAAGUAAAAGAGCACAUGGGUUUAAGCAUUACAGCAUUAGAAACUCCCCAUACUUGAAUAGAAAAUUUAUAGAAAAAUCAACACAGAAAGCAUAUACAAGUGAUUCCAUAAAGAGAACCAACUUUCAUAGAAAGGAAACCACAGAUUUAUCCAAACUAGACCCACAUUCAGGUAAAAAAGAUAAUGUGCCUAAAGUAGACUUCUGUAUUCCCCUAUUGGAAGUUAAGUGCUUAUCAAAAAAUGCUGACAAAAAACUGUUUACAGAUAUUGUUGUACCAAGUGAAAUGAGAAAUAUUUCUUCUGUGAAUGUUGACAUUUUAGAUGAUUGUAUAGAUGAAAAUGGAAAUUCUCCAACAUAUUCAGAAACUAGAAUUGCUUUAGAUAAGGACAGGGACAAGGGCAGUGAAAUUUGUCAUUAUCCAAAGGAUGCUGUAGGUCAUAAAAUUUGUAUGGAUAAGGAAAAAAAAUUGCAAGGGGGUGAAAUAGACACACCAAAAUUAAAGACACUAGCACCAGAGACUAACCAUAAUAGAUAUAAAGGGGCAAGAGAGUUACUCAAUUUGGCAAAUGAUGAGUGGAAGGAAAUCUCAAAAAAGGGAUUUCACCCUCUCAGAAUUAUCAAACCUGCAUUAAUAAGGAAGGUAAUAGAAGUCGAGCAUAGGGAAAAGGGUCAAAAUACGCCAGGAAGAUCCAUUAUGCCAAAAGAAUUACAUAUGCUUGUCGAAAAUGAACUUCAGACAGGAUGUCAUUCAACAUAUAUACAAGGAUAUUUUGAGGGAGAACUCCAAACUGACUCUAAUUGUGCUCUUAAUUCUUGCCGGUAUAUCCAUUCUUCUGAUGUGAAGGCUGGUAACCUGGUAAGCAAACCAAAAAAGACUAAUAGUUGUAUGGGAGAAACAACAGAGGGACACACUGUGUUAUCAACUGAAGUACAAGAAACAGAACUUAGGAAAUUCUUGUUGAGUAAUACAAAACCUCUUAGUAUACACACUGAUGUAGCUUGGAAAUCUACACAGACUAAAGAAUCAGUUCCAUAUCAGUCAGAAUCUGUGGAUGAAAGAAGUACAGAUUAUUCAGCAAAAAAAUCAAAGACCAAGCCUUAUCUUAGUAGAGAGCUUAGUAAUCUCGCAGGAGAUGAGUGGAAAGAGAUGCAGGGGAAGGGCUUCCAUCCAUCACAUCUUUUAGGGAUGUACAGUGGAAAAUUAGGAUCUUGCAACUGUAUAACAGAUAAGGAAUACACUCCAAAAGUAAAAAGUCAGUACAUUGCCAAGGAAACAAAUAACUCACUAGAUGUAAAGCCAAAGCUAUCUCGUGAGCUUUUUCGUCUUUUAAAAGAUGAAUGCAAAGAACUCCAGCCAGCUAAGUUACGUGUGCAGAAAUCCAAGCCACGUUCAAAAAAAAAAUUGCAACCUUUUGGUCUCAAGAGACUUCAGGAAGCAUACAAAAGUGCUGAUAUAUCAACUAGGAGGCGGUCCAUGCUCCAGAAUGUUUCUAUAGCCUCUGCUUGCAGGCCAAGGGUAGAUUGCCACAAAAUAGGAAAAAAAUCAAUAGGAAUGACAGGUACAAAAACCCAACAGACUAGAAACACUCGCUCACAAACUAAUGUUUUAAGUAAGGUUGAAGCUUGCACUCCUCGGAGGUCACACAGAGAAAUUCUACAAACUGAGUUGGCCAUGUGUGUUUUGAAUUAUGAUCUUCCAGCCAUUCUUUGAUAUAUGUAUAUAUCUUGUAUAUUUUCCUUUGGACAAAGAUGAUCAACAUUCUUUUAGUUUCCUGAUAAUGUUUAUCAAAGAUUCAUUGCUUAUAUUUAUUUCCAGUUGAUGCAAGUUUCCCCUGUCUUAGUUAUAUGUUAAGAUUGGAGAACAACAGGAGGAAAUGUUGGAAGAUGCUAUCAUUUGAAUUUCUUCGUCUUUCUCACAGCAAAUUAAAUUUUUCAGGAUAAGAAGAAAGAAUACUUAAUAUCAAGAUUCUUUUUUACUUCAUCUUACCUUGUUCUCUUUUAAUUGUUUAUUUUAGCACUUCAUCAACCAGAUAUUCCUAUAUUCAGUAUUGAAUAUGCAUUCUGAAGUAAAUUAAUGUAAGCAGUAUUGGUACAUAAAUUAUUGGUAUUAAGGAUUGCUUUU
Molecule: messenger RNA, 4237 nt
Organism: Penaeus monodon (black tiger shrimp)
Lineage: Eukaryota; Metazoa; Arthropoda; Malacostraca; Decapoda; Penaeidae
Source: RefSeq, a predicted model, not a curated record